AUGGGGAACAAAGCUACAACAACUGUGAAAGAAGAACGCGAAGAGAUCCACUUGAAGGUUGUACCUCCAGUAGACAGGGCUUUUAUGCGUUGGCUUGCAAGAGAUCUACAGAGAGUUCAGGGAUUCAAACCGAAGAACACUCGUGCCAUCACUCCUCCUGAUAGCUACAUCGAGUUCAUGCGGUUGAAUGGAUCGCUUGAUGUUGAUUUGGAUGACCCUGAUCUUGCCCAUUUGUUCAAGUAAAACAAAAAUGGUGGCUGCGUUUCUUUCUUUUUUUUUUUAACAGCUCAAGCUUUUUCAAAGUCUUAGCGUCUCUUUUGAUUACUUUACACUUGAGCUUGUGUGUUUAAAUGGGAUACAAGUGUCUGCAUUCAGAUAAACAAAUGUUUUCUAUUCAGUUGUCUUAACAUUGCCAAAAGUUGUAUGAGCUGGUGGAUUUAAUUUGGAUUUUAUCUCAAAACUCAAAACAUAAAUAGUUUUCUGUUUUCUGUAA
Molecule: messenger RNA, 493 nt
Organism: Brassica napus (rape)
Lineage: Eukaryota; Viridiplantae; Streptophyta; Magnoliopsida; Brassicales; Brassicaceae
Exons: 1
Coding region: 1-243 (80 amino acids)
Source: RefSeq, a predicted model, not a curated record